Gymnodraco acuticeps is the source of this 3476-nucleotide messenger RNA. RefSeq names its product solute carrier family 7 member 5 (gene slc7a5). Gene Ontology annotation, biological process: amino acid transmembrane transport; neutral amino acid transport. The transcript is spliced from 10 exons. Gene Ontology annotation, molecular function: neutral L-amino acid transmembrane transporter activity; L-amino acid transmembrane transporter activity. Bases 241 to 1566 code for a protein of 441 amino acids. The record is from RefSeq and is a predicted model, not a curated record. NCBI's taxonomy places the organism in Eukaryota, Metazoa, Chordata, Actinopteri, Perciformes, Bathydraconidae. Gene Ontology annotation, cellular component: membrane.
CUUGACGGAGGAGGGCCAGCGUGCCUGUCUUUGUACCCAGACAUAGUAGCGUGAAAGCACGCUGCUCUGAGUCAGACUAGCAGACCCGCGGACUCCUCGUGGUUGAGCCCGGCCGGCAUCACACUGCACACCCGACCGACAGAGAGAGGAAGAAGAGACCUGCGACACACCGAGAGUCGGGAAAGCGGGAAUCUUUGUGUCAACCAAGUCAAGAACAAGAAAGAGGAAACUCAGCUGAAGAUGUCGGGGUUAAAAAAGAGAAACUCGAACUCCUCUGCGGACAAGGAGGAGGACGACAAGCAGGUCACGGAAAAGAUGCUGUCUACGGGCGGGGAGACGGGAGAGUCGAACCGGGGAGGAGCACCGGGAAGUGAGCCUAGCAGCCCCAACCACACCGCCGGAGGAGAGGGAGGAGAGAGAGCGGAGGGAGGGGUCGCCCUGAAGAGGACCAUCACCCUGUAUAACGGUGUGGCUCUCAUCGUGGGCACCAUCAUAGGCUCGGGCAUCUUCGUCACCCCAACCGGCGUGGUGAAGGAGGCCGGCUCGGUGGGUCUGUCCCUGGUAGUGUGGGCGGUUUGCGGGGUGUUCUCCACUGUCGGAGCCCUCUGCUACGCGGAGCUGGGGACCACCAUCAGUAAAUCCGGAGGGGACUAUGCCUACAUCCUGGAGGUGUACGGCUCCCUGCCGGCUUUCCUCAAACUUUGGAUCGAGUUGCUCAUCAUUCGGCCGUCCUCGCAGUACAUCGUCGCCUACGUUUUCGCCACCUACCUGCUGAAGCCUAUGUUCCCCGAGUGCCCGGUGCCGGAGAACGGGGCCAAGCUGUUGGCCUGCCUCUGCAUCCUCCUGCUGACUUUUAUAAACUGCUACAGUGUGAAGGCGGCUACCAGAGUGCAGGACUUCUUUGCAGCAGCCAAGCUCCUGGCCCUGGGCAUGAUCAUCAUCAUCGGCUUCAUCAACAUUGGACGAGGUGGCACAGACGGUCUUCUUCCAGAGAAUUCCUUUGAGGGGUCCAAAUACGAGUUUGGCAGCAUCGGCCUCGCCCUGUACAGCGGUCUGUUUGCUUACGGCGGAUGGAACUACCUGAAUUUUGUCACUGAGGAAAUGAUUGAGCCUUACAAAAACCUUCCCCGGGCCAUCAUGAUCUCUCUGCCCAUCGUGACCGUAGUUUACGUUCUGACCAACCUGGCAUACUUCACCUCACUCUCCCCUGAGGAGAUGCUCGGCUCAGAGGCCGUGGCUGUGGAUUUUGGUAACAAGCACCUGGGUCCCAUGGCGUGGAUCAUCCCGGUGUUUGUAGGUCUGUCCUGCUUUGGAUCUGUCAACGGCUCUCUGUUCACAUCAUCCAGGUUAUUCUUCGUGGGUUCCCGGGAGGGUCACCUGCCCAAUCUGCUGUCCAUGAUCCACCCCACCCUGCUGACCCCGAUGCCCUCACUCAUUUUCACUUGCAUGAUGACGCUGCUCUACGCCUUCUCCAACGACAUCUUCUCGGUCAUUAACUUCUUCAGCUUCUUCAACUGGCUCUGCAUCGCCAUGGCGAUCGUUGGGAUGAUGUGGCUCCGUUUAUAAGAAGCCAGAGCUGGAGAGACAAUCAAGGUAAAUAUUCUGCUGCCGGUGAGUUUCGUGCUCGCCUGCCUCUUCCUCAUCAUCGUCUCCUUCUGGAAGACUCCAGUGGAGUGUGCGAUCGGUUUCGGCAUCAUCGCCACCGGAGUUCCCGUCUACUUCGUCGGUGUGUGGUGGAAGGGCAAACCCAAGUGGAUGUUGAAUGGAAUCUUCUCGACCACAGCCUUGUGUCAGAAGGUGAUGGAGGUAGUUCCUCAGAGGUCUUAAACUGAAUUUCCGGAUGCACCAACAGUGACCUCGGGGCUCUGACAUCACAGUUGAUGACCUCUGUUGACCCCUUUCAACCCACUCCUUCUCCCUCUCACACACACAUACACACACCCUCUGCAGGGUGCUGAUAAGGACCUGAUGAAGACGAGUGUCUGAGGCUACUGUGUCUUUGCUGUCUUAAACGUUUUUUUUGUUGUGUUAUGUUGCUGACUUUUUUAAUGCGGAUAUUUGUUGUCACUAACUUCCUUUUAUGGUAGGUUUUUAUGCAUUUCAAUGAAUUAACUGUGUUUUUUUCAUGUAAAAUAUCAUCCCUCAUCAGAAACGUGUUUUUAGCAAGUUGUGCCUUACGUGGCCACGAAGAUCAUGAUGUGGUAUUAACCUACAAACAGAUGUAUACAUCUAGAUCCAUGCAACCAGGAACUUUUUUAUAAACACUAACGAGACUCCACUUAUAAUCUCCUUGAGCCAACUUUUGCUCUUAAGUACUGUAGAAGUUGAAUAUUGUUUGAUAUUCAUGAAGCUUUCUGUCGACAGUGUGUCAUGUCUGUCACUAUACGUGUCUGUCUGUUGAGUUUUAGCUCUGCGCUCUAGUCUGCCUUUAUAUGCUGCUGUAGGGAGAGAGUGAAGUUGACUACACAUCUUGUAGGAGAUUUUUGAAGUUUCACAUUUUUACAUUAAAAAUACUUAGUUUUCUUAUCUAAAUCCCUCAGAGGAAGGAAGAAUAACUAUAAAUAGAAGUUUUUGUUCAAAGCCUUUUCAUUACCAACUUAUCUACAGCAUAACUUGGUAAACCUGAGCAUAUUAUGUGCAGUCUACUGAUGUCACCUCACAGGAUUCCUGGGUAAUGCAGUUUUUUAACUGGUUGCUCUUUAAAUCAUCAUGUGGUCAGAUUGAAAGAGGUGCAUAAACCAGUAUUGGGAAAAUUGUUUCAUGACUUGUGACAAAAAGCGGGUCAGAAUUCAAAGUAUGUGGUCUUUGUGCUGCUGUUGAUUAUUUUUUGGAUCACCAAUCUAAUUUUCACUUACAGUAUGGGAUCAAUAUCUGAGCGUACUGAGCCCGGCUUACUGUGUGUGUGUGUGUGUGUGUGUGUGUGUGUGUGGGAUUUGUUACAUUGUGGGCCCAGUCAGUUUCUCUUGUAUUGCGCCAUCUACAAGCUGCUGUCAAUGAAGAGAGAUAAAAGAGGAAGGAUAUGUUUCUUUCUUUUUUUAGGGGGGGGGGUGAAGAACAGAAGGAGCACACUACAUUUACAGAUCCUCGUAUGAACUGCUAGUUUUUUAUUUCAUUCAUACGUUUUGUCACACACAAUAACAGUUACAAUAACAAGGUUAGUGCUGUAUUAUUAAUGUCGACCCUCCUCCUGGCAACGGACCAAAAGUACACAUUACCGUGGCGGCGCUGUUUCCGUAGUGACUGCAGUGGAGGUGGAUGCAGGAGGGGUUAAUGUGUAUGUUUUAGAGCUAGAGCCUUUCUAACACUCCAGCCAUCGCACAGAGCGGAUGGGACACUAACCCGAAUAGGACUGUAGAAAGUUUAUUUAUUUAUUUUUUAGUAAACUUGUUGUUUAUUGUUAUUAGUCCCUCUAAUUUGUUUAAAGGGCAUUUUUGUGAAAAGUGCUUUACAAAUAAAUCUUUAAGUUUUUUUUCCAA